AUGUGGACAAAUGAUCCUCGACCUCAAUCAUCUUCGCCAAGUAGAAGAGGAUCCAUGCCAGCUCAUUCUCUCAUGCAAAAUAAAAAUGGACGAACUUCGCUGAAGCCACUCAAUCUGUCGCAUAUCUCACACGCAAAGGAUUCGGGAAAUAUUUCCGAAGACUCUCCCAGAACACCUCCACCAUCACUCAACGUUGUUAGUCUGCAUUCCCCAGGGCGCUCAUCUCGAAAUAGAAACCGGCCGUUCAUGAUUAAUUCUUCGAACUCGUCCGAUGACAAUCUUGGAGAUUACUCCGCCAUGUCCUCAGCCAAAUCGAUGGCAGAUCCAAAUCGGAGUCACUCUCCCGAAAUGAAAAUGUCUCUUCUUCGGAAAAUCCAGUCCAAAGUUCUCCUGAAAGAAAAUGCCGCAGCAUCAAGAUUGCGUCGUCCUCCAAGGCGGCGACGAUUAAAACGACUAAAAACUGUUGAUAUCAAGGAUGAGGAGCGCGCCCAGGAUGGAUACCAAUCCGAAAUCCUCAACGAUCUCUAUAACUAA
Messenger RNA from Oikopleura dioica, 534 nucleotides. The record is from the annotation of a GenBank genome assembly. NCBI's taxonomy places the organism in Eukaryota, Metazoa, Chordata, Appendicularia, Copelata, Oikopleuridae.